Chiloscyllium plagiosum (whitespotted bambooshark) is the source of this 940-nucleotide messenger RNA. The record is from RefSeq and is a predicted model, not a curated record. NCBI's taxonomy places the organism in Eukaryota, Metazoa, Chordata, Chondrichthyes, Orectolobiformes, Hemiscylliidae.
GGAAGUCAUGCCUGAGUCGGCGGCUGCAGCAAAGAGCGCUGCGUCCCGAAAGGCAUCGAAGCAGUCGCUUAACAAAGUCAGCAAGAAGCCGCCCAAGAAGCGAAAGAAGACUCGCAAACAGACCUAUUCGACCUAUGUGUACAGGGUGCUGACCCAGGUCCAUCCUUCUACAAGAAUUUCGUCUAAGGCCAUGAAUGUCAUGAACUCGUUCGUCAUCGACAUCUUUGAGCGCAUCGCCUCCGAGGCUUCGCACCUGAUUCACUACAACAAGCGCCAGACCAUAUCGGCCAGAGAAAUUCAAAGCGCCGUCCGCCUUAUGUUACCGGGCGAGCUAGCCAAGCACGCUGUGUCUGAAGGCACAAAAGCGGUCACCAAAUACACCAGUUCCGCUUAGAUCGGCUACCCUAGUGAAAACGAAUGGUAUCUCACUUGCAACAAAACGGACAUAAAAGGCUCUUUUAAGAGCCGCACACUACCACCAACGGAGGGCUAAGAUCAAAAUGUUCGAUCAACUUGUACCGCUUUACAGCAAGAUGACUGAGACACUUUGGAAAAUUACAUGAAUUUAUAAGUCAAAUCCUUAAUCACAAAUUGUAAAACGUUCAGCGCAAUACCGAGAUAGCUCAGCUCUGCACCGUUGCCGCCUCCGAGCAUUUUCUAUAUACACCCUGAUUCAUCUCCUCUAAAUCCAUGGUGUCAUUUGCCUUAACAGUUUCUAUUGUAUUACAGAUGUCAAGAUUGAAACGAGUAGAUGCUUCAAAUGUCUGCUUUUAAAAAUAAAUUCUGAAAACGUGUGCAAUUUUACCUUUGAAUUUUUCUUCACAGCAACUAUUGUUCUUGUGUAGAAUGAUAAAAUAUGGAAAGACGCCACUACCGGGCCUUCCAAAGGAAGUGUCCAAUUAGGCCUACAGACAGCCCUUUUCUUCAGUCACAGGUUUUU